This is a messenger RNA of Suillus plorans, 919 nucleotides long. RefSeq lists its product as uncharacterized. The transcript has 5 exons. The coding region runs from base 165 to 836 and encodes 223 amino acids. The record is from RefSeq and is a predicted model, not a curated record. Gene Ontology annotation, cellular component: nucleolus. NCBI's taxonomy places the organism in Eukaryota, Fungi, Basidiomycota, Agaricomycetes, Boletales, Suillaceae. Gene Ontology annotation, biological process: small-subunit processome assembly; endonucleolytic cleavage in 5'-ETS of tricistronic rRNA transcript (SSU-rRNA, 5.8S rRNA, LSU-rRNA); endonucleolytic cleavage in ITS1 to separate SSU-rRNA from 5.8S rRNA and LSU-rRNA from tricistronic rRNA transcript (SSU-rRNA, 5.8S rRNA, LSU-rRNA). Gene Ontology annotation, molecular function: RNA binding.
GGAAACCGUACAUCUCACCGAGAAACUUUUUAAUCAAAUCCAGAGCUUUCGACACUCAGCAGACACCGAGACACGCCCAUCAGUAAAGACGUACUAACACGACCGAACCCCCUCCCCAAACUGGCGAUACUCGCACCUCACAUCUCACACAUACGAAGUCUCUAAUGGAACUUGAGGGGUUUGCUGGUCCGAAGGUAGUCCAGCCUUUGACGCCCGAGGCGCUGGCAACAUUCAAUGCUGCGCAAGCCCGCACUGGCGUAAUCUACAUUUCACGAAUACCUCCUGGUAUGCGUCCUGCAAAAGUACGACAUUUAAUGAGUGCCCAUGGUGAAGUGGGGAGGGUUUAUCUCCAACAAGAAGACGCCAAACGCGCAUACCUCCGCCGAAAGUAUACGUCCACCAAAAAGCCGCAUUUCACUGAAGGCUGGGUGGAGUUCAAAGAUAAAACGGUCGCAAGAUCUGUAGCUGAGAUGCUAAACGCGCAGCCGAUCGGCGGCAAGAAGGGUACUCGCUGGCGAGAUGAUGUAUGGACUAUGAAAUAUCUCCCAAAAUUUAAAUGGAACAUGUUGACUGAGCAAAUAGCACAUGAAGCUGCUAUUCAUACUGCUAAACUGCGCAUCGAGCUUGCGCAGUCGAAGACGGAACAACACGAUUACCUCAAGAAUGUAGAACUUGCACGAGUAUUGGACAAGCGUAAUGAGAAAAGAAAGGAAAAGGGUUUGGGGCCAGUUGAGCUUAAGCGCCCAGCUGAAAGUAGUAAAGAAGAGGAGCCUCGAAAGCGACUGAAGCACACGGAUGAUACCCAGCUUGAUAGUGUACUUGGUAGCAUAUUUUAGUUUAAGAGUUUUAUCAUAGUACUCUAACGUUAACGUUAAAUGUUCAACGUGUUCAAUUAGUGCACGGGCCAGCCGGCGGCACG